Molecule: messenger RNA, 9869 nt
Organism: Danaus plexippus (monarch butterfly)
Lineage: Eukaryota; Metazoa; Arthropoda; Insecta; Lepidoptera; Nymphalidae
Gene: sif
Product: protein still life, isoform SIF type 1
Exons: 43
Coding region: 791-6940 (2049 amino acids)
Biological process (GO): small GTPase-mediated signal transduction; activation of GTPase activity; positive regulation of axonogenesis
Cellular component (GO): synapse; membrane
Molecular function (GO): guanyl-nucleotide exchange factor activity; protein binding
Source: RefSeq, a predicted model, not a curated record
CUCGGCUUUCGGCGGGCGGACGGUGCGCGGCGGCCGGCGAACGUGCGCGACAGUGCCGCCACGCACGCUCGCGACCCAGUCCGCUCUCAAGUUUUUAGAAGCCGCCGGUGUCCCCGUUCUGAAUCUCUGAGCCAUCGUCAAUUAAAUUGUGCUCAUUCCAGUGUAUCGAGUUUCGUGUAAAGCUAGGUCAGGUGGCGGCUAGUAGUUGAGUGGUAGGUGGCAGUGCGGCGGUGCGGUGCGGCGGUGCGGUCGAUUGUAAGGUAGGCGCGUGCAGUACAAGGUGGUCGGCUAGUCGGCUGGUAGCUCCAGCUGGCGGUGUUUACACGCCGUGCCUGCACCCGCACCGCCGAACGGCGCCCGUGCGCUUGCUCGCUGCAUGCACCCCUCAUAUACUAUUCGUCGUUGUGAAUUUUUUACUUUCUCAACAAGCGACUUUAGAGGUAUUUAAUGCUUAUUCAAAUCGACUCUUUACAGUGAGCACUUUUGUAGCGCACAUUGUCACUGCGUCACGAACCGAGCAUAAGCAUCGAUACUGAUUUCUCAUAGUUCAUUCGAGUGAUAUCACGACUAAAUAAGUAUGGGUGCUAAAGAAAGCGUGGAGGCUGCUAAAUUUUCUGCGCAAAAUUGGAACAAUUUUGAGCAUGGAGUUGUGAAACAUCACUAUAGACACGGUACUCAACGCUCUCAGAGUCUCAAUCGUGGGCACUCUCUGUCGCGCUCCGAUGGCACCUGGUGACAUCACGGGACCACGGGCAGCGUAGUAACGUGUGCCGAGUGCGGACAGCGCACGAUGGGCAACAAACUAUCGUCUUGCUCGUGCGCGCCCAUCCUCCGCAAGGCGUACCGCUAUGAAGAUAGCCCGUGGCAGAACUCCCGACGACGUGAUGGACAUCUAUUAAGGCUGUGGGCGGAGGUAUUCCACGUGUCAGCCAGUGGAGCUGGUACAGUCAAAUGGCAGCAAGUAUCCGAGGACCUGGUGCCAGUCAACAUCACCUGCAUCCAGGACUCACCGGAAUGUGUGUUCCACAUCACCGCGUAUAACUCACAGGUCGACAAAAUUUUAGACGUCAGACUACUCCAGCCUGGCACUCGUAUCGGUCAGGCCUCCGAAUGCUUCGUGUACUGGAAGGAUCCUAUGACUAACGACACCUGGGGCCUCAACUUCACUUCGCCCAUCGAUGCAAAACAAUUUAGGGAAUGCUGCUCACCAUCAUUCAAAUUCUCACGUAAGGCAUCUUCGAGCUACAGCCUGAAACUCGAGCCACCGGGCAGCAAGCAGAAGAUGAAAACUAAGAGGAAACCAGUAUCUACACCAGCCAGCCCUAACCGAUCGAGCAGUCUGACAUAUGGCCGCGAACCACAAUGCACUUGCAUGACUCAAGAACAAUAUUCCAGGCUACGAGCUCAAGACCCUCGCUAUCGCUCGUCAACUUUGCCGCGAACAGCUACUCGUGCUAUUGAGACGGACGCAGCCGCUGGUGCAGGUCGCUCCGACAAAGUCGCCGCUGCAACAUCUUCCACAUCGCUUUACGACAAUGUCACCAAUACACAGCCGCAAAACCAGGCGCCACCUAAACCUGCAACCCGCCAGAGUGAGAGUCAAGCUCCAUCGCGUCCUCCAAAAUCUCAGGAGACCUCCACCAUGACUACAAACACCUCAACGGCUCCGAAAACAGUGACAGCAUCGGUAGGAACACAUGGCACUAGUACCAGCGAGGAAUCACAAACCUCUACGGGCACUACAGUUCAACAUGCUCAAGACCUGAAGUCUGAAGGGGUACAGGCUGGCGGAACGCUUACCUCCAAAUCUUCCUCAACAUCCACUCGAUCAAAGGACCACCUGCAGCACAUGCCUAAAAGUGUGGACUACGGAGAUGGAAACGAAUCUUCUCGUGAAUCUGACAGACACUCUAUGCACAACCACAACGUAAUCAAUAACAACACAUCUGGGUCACGACGUACAAAGUCAAAAAGCACAGAAGAUAUGAAUAUGGACUCGAGCACACUCAAGCGUAUGCUCAAGCCGAUGCCAUCUACUGAGAGCCCAGUAACGUCACCUGAAAUGGGGCGCCGGCGGUACGGCGGUGCCUGCCCACCGACCUGCGGACCCCACGGACAUCGCCACCAACCACAUGGUCAUGGACAUUACGCCCAUAUCGUCAACAAUAACAGCAGACAGGGAUCUCAAAGAUACUCAUCAACCAACCGUGGCGUUGGUGUGGGUGCAGCACCAAGUGGCUACCCCGGUCGUGGCUUAUAUUUGGAGCUAGGAGGUGGUGAAAGGGAUUUGUCCCCUCCGUCUGAUAAUGUGAUGUUCGAUAAUCAGUGCUAUGCCACGACUCCAUCAUCAUCCAACGGCAACUCUGAUCAGGAACCCUGUCGCCGCGACCGGGAACAAGCAAUGCAUCAGAGGCAGCAUCAUCACGGUCAGAAACCCUGCCUGUCUCGGCAGGCAUCUCAGUCUAGUGCGACACCAGCCCCAGGCUCCCCUACAUCUCGUUUGCUGUUAGAAUAUGAAAUGCAUCUCCGGAAUACUCUCGCUAAGGGCAUGGACGCUGAGAGUUACAGCCUGCAUACAUUUGAGGCCCUGUUGAGUCAGAGUAUGGAAGACUUAGAAUACAACGACAGCAUGCCGCCUUCAAAUCAGCGCAGUCCAUAUCCGUCUCGUAGAAGACCAGCAUCUCAAUGUUCCGGCGGUGGCAGCCGCUCCUCCACUUUGCCCUUGCCACAUCGCCUCGGUGUUGAGAGACAGCACAGCGCACGCUCUGACCGCGAUGGCUAUUACAGUGAUCGUAACGAGCUGAUGAGGGAGAGAGAGCGGGACCGGGAACGUGAAAGGGGAUAUCUUAGCGACCAUAAUACUAGGGAUCGCAUACGAGAUCGUGAUCAAGGUUAUCUGAGCGAUCAUCAAUCUAGUUUUGUAAGUGCGUCUCGUUGCGCUUCUUGCAUCGGCGAGUCAGCUCGGUCGGCAUGGUACCGUCAUUCUGAUGGAUGGCGAGGCGCUCCACCACCAGGCCCUCGUCGUUCACCCUGGGACUCCUUACCAAGUCUACGACAUGAAGGCAGCCUUAACGACUCCGGUUAUAGAAGCAAUCGAGCUGAUAGCUUUGAACAACGUGGUGUGUUCGACCGUCAAGACAGCGUGCGCUCAGAGUACACAAGUGACCGGGAAUCCUCACGUUAUGGCAUCGUACAGCAAGCCUCUAUAGAUAGCACUGACUCCAGAAUUUGUUACCUGACUUCUAGCGAGAUAUCAGACGAUGAUCGCAUGUCUUUGACGACGGCUGUAUCUGAUGAAGAGGAUCCUGGCGAGAGCGCAAUGAACUCUCCUUACAAGGGAAAGCAGACGGGAGCCGCUGCUGCCUCCUUUAACUGCACUGGGGCUGUAAGAAAGGCUGGAUUCUUAAGUGUGAAGAAAUGGUUGCUGCGUAAAAAGCAUCAGAUUGAAUUGGCUCGAAAACGAGGCUGGAAAGGGUAUUGGGUGUGUUUGAAAGGCACUACUCUAUUAUUCUAUCCUUGCGAUUCAAGAGAGGGACGCUCUGUGGAAGCUGCACCUAAACACCUCAUAAUAGUCGAUGGUGCCAUCAUGCAACCUAUCCCAGAACAUCCCAAACGAGAUUACAUAUUCUGCUUAAGUACGGCUUUUGGUGACGCCUACCUAUUUCAGGCUCCUUGUCAGGUGGAGCUUGAAAACUGGGUAAACAGCAUACAUAGUGCAUGCGCAGCAGCUUUCGCACGUCAUCGCGGUAAGACGGGGACGCUUCAUUUACUGCAAGAGGAAAUUUAUCGAUUGGAAAAAGCAAUAGAAACGGAUCACAAACUCAAACACAUGGCAGAUCUUCAGCAGUCGGUCGUAUCAGACCCGGAAACAAGAGCUCAAUUGGCCGUUCAAAUGCUGCAAUGGGAGGAAAACCUCGAGAGAUUGCACUGCGAACAAUUCAGACUCCGAUGUUACAUGGCGAGCUUACAGAGCGGUGAACUUCCUAAUCCUAAGUCGUUGCUGACGCACGUAUCUCGAGGCACCAAGACCACUUUGAACAAGCUGGGGGUGUUUACGGUGUCCUCGUUCCACGCGUUCAUCUGUGCUCGUUCUCCAUCUUUACUCAAUAACUUACUGGCUGGUCGCGGCGCCACCAAACGACGCGCUCCCAACCUGUCCAGAUCAAAUUCUGGAUCUAGCCGACGUUCUAUGCAGAUGUCUCGCGAGGAAGGUGAAGCGGCCGUCAGGGUAUCGUUACCCGAGGGCACCACCGCAACUGUGGGCGUCAGGGAGGGUAUGUCUGUGGAGGAAUUCCUCGCUGCAGCCUGCGCUAGACGAUCACUCAACCCAUUAGAGCACUUCGUCAGAGUUAAGAAACGACGGGAUAUGGAAGAUCAUAAUUAUUUUGUACCACAUAGGAGCGACCUCAUCGAGACAUAUCUCCAUACACAUGAAGUCGUGGAAGUAUGUGCGAAGAUUCUGUAUCAAGUAGAGCUGCAGCGGAAUACCCUGGAACAAAUGUGGGGCUUCAGUGUGGAGGCUGAACUCAUAGAAAACGCGGAACGUCAAGACGAACUCUGCUGUUACGUCAGUCGUGUUGAGGACAAAAGCGUUGCUAUGCAAAAUGGUAUAAUUAAAGGCGACGAAAUAAUGGUGAUUAACGGGGCGAUCGUAUCUGACCUAGAUAUGAUGUAUUUGGAAAGCGUAUUGCAAGAGGAACUCUCGCUAGUUAUGAUGAUGAGGUCAUCUAGGACGGAGCCGCCAGAACUAAGCGGAGUAAUGCGAGCUGCCACAGACGACAUAAUCGAUUCCUUAGUGUGUCCGCCGCCGCCCAGCGAGCCUCCAGUCAUCUCCGAUGACAUGAUAUCAGGACUCAUCGUACCAGCGCCCGCAUGGAGCAAAGAAUUAUACAGUCCAGAGACAGAAAUUCAUGGAGAAGCAACUAGUACGGGCCCACCGAAAGUAAGCUCUCGUACUAAUUCCUUCGAGAUCGAGAACCUACUCAAGAAGUGUGGACGUGUCCGUGUGCGGCAGAGCGCGGAGCAGGUGACGGGGUGGUGUCGUUCCCCUGCGGACACGCGCCGUGGGAGUCCCACCGGCAGCACCAGCGCCGCUGUCACACCAUCAAGGCAUCUGUCGGACGCUGACAAGCUGAGGAAGGUGCUUAUGGAGCUUGUGGACACUGAACGAGCUUACGUCAAGCAUUUAAACAAUCUAUUGGAAAAUUACCUUGAACCGUUGAAGAAGGAAACUUUUCUAUCAAACGCUGAAAUCAACGCUCUGUUCGGAAAUAUUCAGGAGAUAGUAACUUUCCAAAGACAAUUCUUGCAAAACUUGGAGGAGGCGCUCGAGGCCGAACCGAACUUUAAUCAUUUCGAAUUUUCAAAUCAGUUUAAGAACGUUCUUUUCGCUGUUGGGAAUGCCUUCCUCUAUUACGUCAACCAUUUUAAAUUAUACAGUUCCUUCUGCGCCAGUCACAGUAAGGCACAGAAAGUUUUACAUCCAAAUGAAGGCAAUCAAGCGCUUCAAGAAUUUUUAGCAGCUCGUAAUCCAAAGCAGCAACACUCGUCAACGUUGGAGUCGUAUUUAAUUAAACCAAUUCAACGAAUCCUAAAGUAUCCAUUACUUCUACAACAAUUGCGAAACUUAACUGACGUAAAUUCCGAGGAACAUCUUCAUUUAGUAGAGGCUUUGAAGGGAAUGGAAAAAGUGGCGGAACACAUAAAUGAAAUGCAACGAAUCCACGAGGAGUACGGUGCUAUAUUUGAUCAUUUGUUUAGACAACACCAGAAAUCAUGCAAACAACCGAUCGACCUGAGUCCUGGAGAUCUGUUGUACUAUGGGGGAGUAGAAUGGUUGAAUAUAUCAGACUUUUUAGGUAAAAUAAAGAAGGGUUUGGAGUUGCACGCUAUGUGUUUUGUAUUUAAAUCAGCCGUUGUCUUCCUUUGCAAAGAAAGACUGAGACAAAAGAAAAAGUUAAUGGGUGUAUCCACAAAAAAUAAUUCGAAUGAAGUGGAAAUAAUACGUUAUCAAGUACUAAUACCGGUGACGGAGGUCCAGGUCCGAGCCUCUUCUGCUAAAGACAUGGAUAGCCACUUCCUUUGGGAACUUAUACACCUGAGGAGCCAACUGCAGCGGCGCUCCGAGAAAGUAUACGUUCUGUCCAACAGUACGGCGGAUUUCCGUAACGCAUUCCUCAAGACAAUCAGACAGAUCAUUCGGGAGUCGGUCCGCAAUAUGUCCCUCCCGAGCUCUCGGCCUGCGCCUGCGCCACCUCGGGCGCCUAACACACUCGACCGACCGAAGCAUCAGGUGCAGGUUAUGCAGGGAUCGCAAACUCUUGGCAAAACUAAGAAACCUAAAACGUCCGGUCAGAGAUUGUCUGCCGGUAAUAUAGAGGUUGGAGAUUUGUCUCGUGAAAAUUCACAAGAUGCAGAAGAACCUCCCCAAGUUUCGGAACUAUCGUCUGAUGAAACUACAUUCAGACACAGAAGCAAGACUGUGGGGGACGCAGCAGGUAAACCAUACAACAGCAUCGUGAAACGUCCUGUUCCUUCCGCUGCGACGACCACUGACACAGACAAGUCUGAAGGGGGUUCCAAGUCGGAGGGUGAGGACGAGCCGCCACCACCACCCGCUAAGCGAGGGUUAGGACGCACUCCCAACCAUCUCACCCUCAGCACAACUUCAACACUAAGCGCUGGUAGCACGGGUAGCCAGGCUAGACUUAUUCAAUCGUCUCACCAACCUACACAAUACCAGCCGACUAUGAUCAAAGAACUAGGGUCGCCCGUGUGGAAGCCGCGUGAGGCGAGCGGUGAGGCGGGGGCGGCAGUCGGGCUCUCCGCCGCCGCCCCUGCCCCGGCUCCUACCACGCUACCACGCUCACAGCGACCCGUACCACGAGCGCCGCAUCUCUCCGCCAGUCGCAAGUCUCUCGCGCCGGACCACCGACACUAACUUCACCUGUCUGCCUAACACAUUUCGAAUGACCCAUCCUCCCCUGUCUUGAUUCUCACCAUCUUUACACUUGAAUAACUAAAAAAAUAUCCGCCUUUAAAUAUUGCAACUCGAGAUUCGUUUUCGAUUCGAAACAUUUUCCAUCGAUGAGAAAUGAUCUCCCCUUGCGUGUUCUUAAUUUCCCAUCCACUUGCAACUUCCCAGCGGCGAUCGCUAUUGAUCACUCAGUAAAUAUUUAUAAGUAGUUAGCUUCUAUUUGUCUGUUUAGUCUGUGACACGUUGCUCUUUCAUAAUCCUGUACAUCUCGAUUGUACUUCUGCAAUUUUUCACAGACUAAAAAGACAUGCAUACCUAUAUGGAUAAAUAAAAUCAGAUUUAAUUAGCUAAAAAAAUAGUAAUUACGAAAUAGCCAACUUAUUAAAUGGCACAUCUCUUUAAAAAUGUAGAAAUUAAUAUUGAUCAUCGACUAAGUAUCGAUCUAUAUAUGGAUUUGAAAUAUUUGUUUGUUGUUUGCACAAUCUGUAAUUUUAAGCGUGAAAGCUUUUUUUAAUUUUAAUUAUUAUUUUCUUAGCAUUCAUGAGAUGUCUUCGUGUAAUUGGCGUUACAAUCCAAUUAAUGUUAUUAUAAAAGGAAUCAAGUAAAAUUGUAAAAUGGUUUCGGAGUUUGGAAGGGAUAAGUCUUCGGUGUUGUAUUACAUCAGAUUGAAAAAUUUUAUAUGACGUACGUACCUUAAUUAAUAAAAUUCAUAUAGACCUCACAAGUUUUCUUUAUAAUAAUUAAAAUGGACUUCUAAUUUUUUCUAACAAUAUACAAUAAUCUUGCGUGAAGCUCAACAAUGGUUUAAUUCUUCAAAGCUCAAAUAUAUUAUGUCGCCUUUAAUUCUAUCAGAUAAUAAGACUGCGUGCGGCUCCGUUGUGGCAUAGAAAUGUUUGGAUAUGUAGGUGUCUUUUAAAGUUUCUUCUAAAAAAUAUAUAUCAUACAAAUGGAUUGUUCGAUUUCGGGACAUAAAGUAUAGCAACUAGUUCGACUAACGGUUAACAUUUACUCGAAUAUCACCACUAACUAUACUCUGAUAGUAAAUAAGUUUAAUGUAUUAGAUUUAAAUAAAAUCUCCUUGUGUAAGCCAAAUCUCAUAAAAUAAUGACAAUAUCAAUAGAACAGAAUGAAACUGUUUCUUCUAUAAAAAUGUAUUAGUUUUGUAUUUUGUUUGUUCACUGAAUAUAUUUUAUUUUAAAUUUCUUCAUACUGUUUCAAAACGCGCCAUAUGUUAUACCUAGUAGUAUAUGUUUUAUCGUUCCUAAUGAUAACACAAUCUGAAAUAUUAAUGUUAUUUAUAUAAGCAUUGAUGAAACCUACAGUUAUAUAUUUAUUUAAAUCGUAUGAAAAAUACGACUAAUAUCGAAUUCCAUAUGGUAUUUUGUGCCAAACUAGGUGUCAAUACCAAUGCUUUUUUAAAAUAAUCACUGUUAACAUAGUACUGAAUAAAUAUCGUGAAUGUAGUUAGCUGUAAUCUAAGCGUUUCAUUUCACAUUGGCAACGCGAUCACUUAAAUACCCUAUAGUUGAAAAUGCACUUUACCUAAUGAAAAAAAUACACUACGUAGUUUCUCUUCGUGAUCAAGUUCGAAAUUUCUAUCAUAGGUUAGGUGAAUAACGUGUAAUGGUUUAAUUGUUUCUUUACCCAUUGAGAAAUAGACGUAAAGUUAUUGAGUUCAAGUAGGUAUAUCACCUAAGCUGUUAUAUGAAACCUCCAUGAAAAUGUAAACUGUUCAGAUACUGCUUCCGUUAAAAUUUGGUUGAAAAAUUUAAAUGAAGAUAGAAAUUAAUUUCCUUCCUGAUUUUUCUAUUCUUCUGUUUUGAAUCAUGCCUUAAUGGAAACACAAUUCUGUUUAUUUAUUCAGAAAAUAUCAACAAGACAAAGUAACAAGUUAGAAAAGGAUUUUGAUAUCGUUUCCGUCGUCCAGUAUCUUUCAGUUUACAAAUUACAUCGGAGGUUUUAAUAUAAAGUGUUGAAUGUUUUACAGUAAUUUUGAUAUUUAUUGUAUAUUAUGUAUCAAUACUGUGUAGAUAUUGUAAUUAUUUAUUAUUAUUAUUACCACACGUAAAUACAUAUUUCAAUUAUAUUUAAAAAUUUUAAAUAUCAGUUUUAAUUGUUUUCAUUUUUUGUGAUUGAUUAAAAUAAAACUUGUUUAUUAAUAUACAUAUGUUAAAAUAUUCGAAUUUAAUAAUUACGAACUUAUACAAUCAAUUUAUAGAUAUUGUUAUACUAAGAAAAUAUAAUUAAUAAAAUUAAUAAACAAAUAUGGGUGAAAAAUUAUAUGAAGAAUGAGCUCAUUAAUUGCGAUUGUAUUUCAUACUUCAAUGACAUUUGAACGUAAUGUAGGAAAAUGAAUGAAUAUUUAGAAAGACUUAUUGGAGUAAAAUACGAAGGUUACUAAUGUUAUAAAUAUUGUACUUUUAUAAUUUAUCCUUAUAUCAUUUGCUGUCACAUAUUUUAUGGUCACCAUUUUGUCAAACUACUUACAUCACUUUAAAUGUAGUUCGUCUUCUACGUGAGAACAUCAGUGGCAUGAAUCCAACGGUUUAAUUGAAUAAAAUAUUGUUAGUUAUAUAUAAUUUUUAACAUAAAUAAAUAUUUUAUUUAGUGAUUUGCCUAAAUUUGAAGUGCCUUUACGUGUUUCGGACGAUAAAAGCACAUAUUAUUUAUUACAAUAGCGGAAUUGUCGAUCGUAGUUUGACGAAAUGUUGCAUUAAAAGUCAUUAUUUAAGUUGAAAUUUAUGCAAUUUUCAAUGACUUCCAGCGAUAUAGUUAAAUCUAAUUUGUAAAUUAAUGUACGCAUUCCUAUUGUUUUAUAUGUAUUGAUAUUAUAAUUUUAUGACACAUGGAAAAUUACUUUUUAUUGCUUAUGAAUAAAUAUAAAAUGUAUAUA